This is a messenger RNA of Lottia gigantea (owl limpet), 651 nucleotides long. RefSeq lists its product as hypothetical. The coding region runs from base 1 to 651 and encodes 216 amino acids. The transcript has 2 exons. The record is from RefSeq and is a predicted model, not a curated record. NCBI's taxonomy places the organism in Eukaryota, Metazoa, Mollusca, Gastropoda, Lottiidae.
AUGUGUGUGAGAGCAACUUCCCAGACCUGGAAGAAGAUAUAUAAACCCGGAAUAAGUCAGACCUGGAAGAAGAACUACAAACCCGGUAUAGGUCAGAACUGGAAGAAGAACUAUAAACCCGGUCAGAACUGGAAGAAGAACUAUAAACAAGAUAUAGGUCAGAUCUGGAAGAAGAACUACAAACCUGGUAUAGGUCAGAACUGGGAGAAAAACUAUAAACCCGGUAUAAGUCAGAACUGGAAGAAGAACUAUAAACCCGGUAUAGGUCAGAACUGGAAGAAGAACUAUAAACCCAGUAUAGGUCAGAACUGGAAGAAGAACUAUAAACCCGGUAUAGGUCAGAACUGGAAGAAGAACUAUAAACCCGGUAUAGGUCAAAACUGGAAGAAGAACUAUAAACCCGGUAUAGAUCAGAACUGGAAGAAGAACUAUAAACCCGAUAUAGGUCAGAACUGGAAGAAGAACUAUAAACCCGGUAUAAGUCAGAACUGGAAGAAGAACUAUAAACCCGGUAUAGGUCAGAACUGGAAGAAGAACUAUAAACCCGGUAUAGGUCAGAACUGGAAGAAGAACUAUAAACCCGGUAUAGAUCAGAACUGGAAGAAGAACUAUAAACCCGGUAUAGGUCAGAACUGGAAUCACAUAAAAUGA